Messenger RNA from Brassica oleracea var. oleracea, 462 nucleotides. Its product is annotated as probable LRR receptor-like serine/threonine-protein kinase At5g59680. The record is from RefSeq and is a predicted model, not a curated record. Lineage: Eukaryota; Viridiplantae; Streptophyta; Magnoliopsida; Brassicales; Brassicaceae. The transcript is spliced from 2 exons. The coding region runs from base 1 to 462 and encodes 153 amino acids.
AUGGAAUGGAUUCCCAUAAAACCUGAUGAUCAAUACUGCUAUUACGCACACUUUGCUGAGAUCCAAGACUUGCAGGCCAAUGAAACUAGGGAAUUCAACGUGCUAUGGAAUGGAGUACAGCAGUCUGGCCCAUUUAUUCCAAGAAUGCGAAUCAUAGAUACUAUCUCUAGCAUGUCACCGCAAAUUUGCAGUGGCGGGAAAUGCAUUUUCCAGUUGAUAAGAACCAAUAGAUCAACUCUUCCACCUCUACUUAAUGCUUUGGAAGUCUACACAGUUGUUCAGUUUCCAACGUCUGAAACAGAUGAAAGCGAUGUGGGUGCUAUUAAAAACAUAGCAGCCACCUAUGCAUUGAAUCGAAUCAGCUGGCAAGGUGAUCCAUGCGUCCCUCAACAGUUUAGGUGGGACGGUUUAAACUGCAACAACACGGAUAUGUCCAUGCCCCCAAGAAUCACUACUUUGUAA